Messenger RNA from Perognathus longimembris pacificus (Pacific pocket mouse), 1438 nucleotides. It is a transcript of the gene Cd72, whose product is annotated as CD72 molecule. Lineage: Eukaryota; Metazoa; Chordata; Mammalia; Rodentia; Heteromyidae. Gene Ontology annotation, molecular function: transmembrane signaling receptor activity. The transcript has 10 exons. The record is from RefSeq and is a predicted model, not a curated record. The coding region runs from base 143 to 1225 and encodes 360 amino acids. Gene Ontology annotation, cellular component: plasma membrane.
UCUUCCUCUUUUGUAACUGGCAGUCACAAGGCAAAGUGCAAAAUAGCCCAGUGACAGAGAGAGCACAAACCGUGAGUGGGCUGGAGAGCAGAGUGGCUAGGAGGUCUUUGAGUGGUGGGGGAGACAAGGCUGAAAGACAAGCAUGGCCGAGGCCAUCACCUAUGCAGACCUGAAGUUUGUGAAGGCGCCCCUGAAGAAGAGCAGCUCCAGCCCGUUAGAACAGGACACAGAGGACUACGAGGAUGGGGAGCUCACCUAUGAGAAUGUGCAAGUGGCCCCCACCCCAGCGGGGGCCCCGGGCGUGGCUUCCUCUGGCCUUGGGGACAAAGCGAGGGUCAAGGCAGAGCAGACAGCUAAAUCCUGGAGUUGCAUGAAGCUCUCAGCUGGGCGGGUUCUCUCCUGCCCCACCUCCCCCUCCUGCCUGCAGUACCUCCUGAUCGGCCUGCUCCUCAUCUGCCUGCUGUUAGGAGUGGCCGCCAUCUGCCUGGGAGUGCGUUAUCUGCAGUUGUCUCAGCAGUUCCAGCAGGUGACCAGGGUUCUGGAAGCCACAAACAGCAGCCUGAGACAACAGGUCCGCCAAAGGAUAACUCAGCUGGGGCAACAGGAGGAGGAACUGCAGGAAUGCAGGAGCCAGCUGGCUCAGAGUCAGGAGGAACUACAGGAGCAACAGAGGGUUCACCAGGCCACUGAGGGGCAGCUACUGGCCUGCCAGUUGGAUGGCGAGAAGACCAAAGAGACCUUGAAAAGGGAAGAGGAACAGAGAAGAGCCUUGGAGCAGAGGCUGAACAGCGUGCAGGACAGACUGAAGUCUUCUUCCAUAUGUCCCACAUUAGAUUCUUGCUGUCCAGUGGGAUGGAAGCUGCAUGAGAGAAGGUGCUUUUACUUUUCACAUGCUCUCAAAACCUGGGAGGACAGUCGGAAGCAUUGUACAUCUCUGUUCUCCAACCUGGCCACAUUUCAUGAAGAUCAAUCCUCCUAUCAAGUAAGCAUCAUCUUAUCCCCAGGUACUGCUAGUGAGAGUUCAUAUUCAUUUUGGUCUAGCUCCAAAUAUAAGGGGCAGUGGUGGAUUGGUAACUCAAAACACUCUGGGUCUCCCAUUCUAAAACAAUGUUUCAAGGUACAGCUUUGGUCGUGGACACGAAUACAGGAAGAGACAUGUACAGAGUCUCUCCUCUUCAUCUGUGAGCAGGAAGCUUUCAGGCUUCCAGAAGAGGACCAGGCUUGAACUGAGUUGGGUACUCCUACCAACAAGAACAUGAUCAUCCAAGACCUGUGACCCAAAGGUCCUAAGGUCAUCAUUCCCUGGCAUUCCUUCACUCUAGGCAUGGCCAGCCAAGGGCUGAUGCAUGUCUGAUACUUCUAGCAGCCUACUGCCUGCUUGAAACUAUCCAAGAAGCAGAAUUGUUCCUGGGAGGAAUAAAACCAAGUCCUCUGGAAA